GAGGAGUAAAUUCUUGUGAAUACAAUCUUCAGUCAACUUCCUCAUAUUAUACAUUUGCUUACAUAGUUUCUUUCUACUCCCGCGUUUAAAAAGUUGAACUUGUUCUGCCUUGGUCUUGUGUAUCGUGUUGUGGGUUGGCGUACGGCGUUUACGGCCUUGGCCGAAUUAUAAUGACUGGUUGAGUCCCUCUCCACGACGCCUCUCACUCCAUCUCUCUGCAGGGCCUAUCUAAAGUCUCUCUCACUCCCACUUCGCAUCUAGUAGAGCGCACACUUGGUACGAAACAACUGCUCUACCGUUUGUUGUGAGCCUGCUGAUAAUGACAUUGAUAACUGGUUUUCUCAUAAAAAAUGUUCAAUUUUACUUCCUUUCGGAAAUGCUGGAGGAAGUUGAUUGUAGUUCACUUAUUGUUGUAGUGUUGCGUAUUCAAGCGAGCCACAGUUUUCUUCCUUCCUCAAGCCAAGGCAUCUUCAAAUCUACGAAUUACGCGAGCAAAGCUGAUAGUAAACAAAGGAUCCUUAUCACACGUAUGAGAAGAGUUCCCAGAUUGAACCGAGCUCACUGUUUGGAGCACUCUUCUCCGAUGUAAGGUCAGGCCGGCUUGACUGAGGACAAGGAGUCAUUCGAUGAAAGGGGCAACAAUGCCGGCCGAUGGACUGGACUUUGUGACGUUUCUGCCGAUUGAAGUGAUCGAGCUGAUCGUGUCGUACUGGCUGCAGAAGAACUGGCGAUCUGGCCAGUUUAAAACCAACCACCACCUCAUCGAAGGAGACGAUUGCCUCAAGGUCGGUCUCAACAGAGAGUACGUUGUCCUCUGCCACGUUUUCAGCACACAAAUCUGGAAAUUCUCUCCCAAACCGAGCCUACUACAAGAGAUCUGUUGCGGUGACUUCCAUUUUCAAACAAACGUCAGUGAUCGCAGCUUAGUUAUCAGAUUACGUCGAUCGUUCCACUUGUACUACCAACAUAAAAGUGAUGGACGAUAUAGUUUAGUGAAGGUCCUGUCGCAGGACAAGUGCAGUGCCGACUUUGAUAGCGACUUGGAUCUUGAGUCAGCGACAACUUACUGUGGCUGCAAUCGGUUGGUGGUCAUUCAGAGGGCAAAGAAAGAGCACUCCAUUGCAAUGUGGCACCUUGACAGUGGCAACAAGAUCUGCUGCAUCAGUAUGGAUGCUCAUGUCAAGCACAUCCUGAAAGCAAUCAUAUCAUCGAAUAGACUCUACCUUGUAGUGGUUGUAGAUAAUGAAUACCAUUUAAAAAUAUAUGACUUUUUAAAAAAUAUUUGGAUUCAUCAACUAGUCGUUUUCAAAAAUAUAGCUUUCGGUGUAGUUCCACCUGAAAUACAAGUGAACGAUAAACUGAUUGUAUGUUUUAGUGCAGUAGACAUAAACCGUGAUCUGUGCUACGGUUAUUCUCCAAUGAAGGUCUGGGAUUAUAAUGGAAAAUUCCUAACAUCUGUGAUACUCAACUCAGGGCGUGUCGACUAUUUCGCAUUCUGUCUAGUGGACCAAUUUGUCAUCUACAGAUCUUCAGAGAACGUUGUCAAAGUAUGGAAUCCGAAAGAUGAUAAAGAAAUUUGUGAGCUACCUGUGGAAAAAGAAAUAUGCAAAAUUGAUAGGUCGGUUGGGAGUCUAGUAGUGUUUUCUUAUGAGAAGUUUUUUGAUGUUUGGGAUUGGAAACGGAAAACGAAAUUAUACCGUGCAAAGACUGAAUAUGAGAAUUAUGAUUCACUCAUUCACAAUAGGAUUGAGAUAAAUGCGUACCAUUAUACCAAACAGAGUAGAAACAAAAAAUGUUUCAGUGUUUUUAGCUUUUAUGAUCAGGAUUUAUCUAAUUCCAAUAAUUUUCUAAUUCCUUAUAAUAAAGGAGCCUUGAAAUAUGAACGCUAAACCAGAGUGAGAGGUUUUUUAUCAUCACAGCUCCCUCUAAAGAGUUUUGUUAAAAAAAUAUUCCCUGAUUAUUUUUUUGAUUUUCUACACUCAAUUAUAUAUGAUUUGAGUGAUCUUUUGCUAUAGAUUUUCUUACAGGAAAUUCACUAAAGUUGGGGUACCGGUAAUACACAUCCGUUUUCCAAAAAGUGUGGUAGCCUUUUUUAGAUAGUGCUAUUGCCU
This is a messenger RNA of Nilaparvata lugens (brown planthopper), 2111 nucleotides long. RefSeq lists its product as uncharacterized. Gene Ontology annotation, molecular function: protein binding. The transcript has 2 exons. The record is from RefSeq and is a predicted model, not a curated record. Bases 627 to 1889 code for a protein of 420 amino acids. Lineage: Eukaryota; Metazoa; Arthropoda; Insecta; Hemiptera; Delphacidae.